This is a messenger RNA of Nylanderia fulva, 4779 nucleotides long. The record is from RefSeq and is a predicted model, not a curated record. NCBI's taxonomy places the organism in Eukaryota, Metazoa, Arthropoda, Insecta, Hymenoptera, Formicidae.
UCGUAUUCAGAUCAACACUGUGUUCUUUACAAUUUUGCCUUUGUACAUCGUAUCGAAGGCGACGAGGAGUUGAACGGACGCCUCGUCCAACUCGACGAGGUAUUGUCCGAGAUAGAGGAGGGAGGUGGCGGGAGAAGAGGGUUGGAAGAAGGGUGGCGUGCUAUGAUCAGCAUGGAGCUUCCGGCACACGCGACGCAGCAUGGUGCUCUACACCUGGGGGUCGGAGUCGGCGUCAAUCCAGGUGAUGCCGGAAGUGCCCUAGCUGCCAUUCACCCGCAUCCCCAAGACCCUCUAGCCCUCCACCAUCACAAUCACGGCGCUGCAACACCCGGAGAUGACGGCGGCCACGGGAUGAACCAGGACGGUCAUGGCGGAGUCAACCAACUCGGCGGAGUCUUUGUGAACGGAAGGCCCCUACCGGAUGUAGUGAGGCAGAGGAUCGUCGAGCUCGCGCACAGCGGCGUCCGACCGUGCGACAUUUCGAGACAACUCAGGGUAUCUCACGGCUGUGUAUCCAAGAUACUGUCGAGGUAUUACGAGACAGGCAGCUUCAAAGCCGGCGUCAUAGGAGGCUCCAAGCCGAAAGUAGCAACGCCGCCGGUGGUCGACGCGAUCGCUAAUUACAAGAGGGACAAUCCGACCAUGUUUGCGUGGGAGAUUAGGGACAGAUUGCUGGCCGAAGGCAUUUGCUCGCAGGACAACGUGCCAUCCGUCUCUUCCAUCAAUCGGAUCGUGAGGAAUAAGGCGGCAGAGAAGGCGAAGCACGCGCAUCAGCAACAGCAGGCGCAGCAGCAGCAAGGUCAGCAGCAAGGUCAGCCGGGCUCGGGCGGUUCCGUGUCGGUGAUAGCACACGCACCUGCGACAGCGGCAGGUCAUCCCGCUGCCACCGCACCCAACGCCUACAGCAUCAGUGGCAUCCUGGGCAUCCCGGCGCAUCAUCAGGAUCCGAAUGGCAACAGCAUCAAGAGGAAACGCAGCGUCGACGACGAAAAUCGCGACCUGAACGACCAUGCGGAGAACGACUUGAAGAGACAAAGAAGCAACUACAACGGCGAUCAAUUGUAUUCAAACCUGUGGUCGAGUAAAUGGAGCAUCAAGGACGAGCACAAGCUCCUGAGCGAACUCGGCGGCGGUGGAGGCGGUGGGGGCGGCGGUGGCACAAACGGUGGUGGAAACGGCGGCGGCGGAGGUGGUGGCGGCAACAACGGCGGCGGCGGCGGCGGCGGCGGCGGUGGUGGCGGAGGUGGCGGCGGUUACUACGAACACAGCGGAUUCCCCGGGAAUGCUAUUGCCACCUCCGCCGAGCUCUACGACUCCCUGGGCACCAUCAGCACGAUGACGCAGGCGCAAACGCCCCAUCUCUACACUCCGCCCAUAGGGGGCACCAUAGCAGGUGGUACUUUGACGCCGCUCGCGCCACUGACGAUGCAAGAACUAAAAUUGAGCCAAACAUUGGACGGGGCUAACAUGUCUCCUUACCACACCACCGCAGAGAGCAGUACCGUCGCAGUAUCGUAUGUCGGGGUGGGGGCCGGUGGGGGCGAGCAAAGUCCCCCGAUUUCGUUGCAGAACGAGACAAACGCCACCCCCGCGGCCCCCAACACCCCCGGAGGGGAUCCCGGACUGACGGUCUUGCAGCCGCCAGUUUCUCAGCCCCAGGUAGCCUCUGCGAUACCACCGUACUCGACGAUGCUUCCAAGUUUCGGACACUACGCCACCGGUGGCGGCGAUUACGCGUACAGCGCUGCGUACUCCCAGUACUCGAGUGCACCUUAUAGCGGCUACGGUUAUGGAGCAGCGACAAGCGGGUUGCUCAACUCCACGUACUACUACUGCAACGGAGACACGUCCACCCACACGUCGCAGCAGGGUGGUGGUUGCACCGGCGGUGGUCCGGAGAGUAGCGCCGACGUGGCCAGCCGUUCGCCCCUUGCGGCGACCAGGGCUAGCAGCGGAGCUAGCGCGGCCUCGCCGACCGGAAGCGCGUGCACCAAGCCGGACCACACCUCCGUCACGCCGACGGACCUCUAUCUCGCCUGAUGGUCGAACCGCGCGAAUACCGGAGGGAACGGCCUCUGGCCGAGUGUCCUCUCGGCGAUCGGCGGGGAGACGGCGGGCUCGGGCGCCAUAUCACGAAGAGACACCACGUCGAAAUUAAGCAAUGAUCUCUGAUUCAACCGCGAAAUCGGGAAAAACGCGCGGUGAAAGGUUCGCAUGUGGAAUCUAUUCAUCCGAAGGAUCGAGGGCGCAGCGGAAAAAGAUGAAAGGAAGCGCGAGAUUGGAGAGAAAGAUUCGAGAUGGAAAAUCUAGUAAAAUCUAGUGACGUUGAAGAGAUCUUCUAGAAUCUAGACACUCUCUGAAUCUCGUCGCGGAGGAAGGACUUGAGAAUUUUGAUUUGAUAAGCGCGCGAUGUGAUACCAGGUAAAAACGAAGUUGAUGCGAAUGACGUCGAUCAUGUCGACAUUGACGUAUCGAGUUCCCUCGCGUUGCUGCUGUUUCAUGUCGCUACGAGUAUAUAAAUAUCCGUCUUCUGCAUUUUAUUUAUUUCCGUCGUGAUUCGAGAAAAAAACAAUCGUCGAUCGAUCGACUCCGUAAAUUGGCCGGCAAUUAGCGGUGACGCGAGUGGAUCUCGAAGAGCCGAUCGCGUCGAAAACACGACAUCGCCGCGGCUCUCUGGACAGAGCGUGCGGCGAUAGGUAGUUUAAUUUAAUGAUCCUCAGUUAGCGUAAUUUCCGCGCGAUGGUCCACGCGAGCGCGCGCUUGCGUCAGCAAGACGUGGCCCCGCCGCGACCAUGUAAAUAUAUAUAAAUUGAACAUAUAUAAAUAAGAAUACAAAAAUAUAUAUAUAUAUUAUAUAUAUAUAUGAUCCGUGUAAACAAAAAAGUCAAGCGCCCCGAUGGCACGUUUAUUCUCUCCCGUAGGCACGACGAACCCUUCCUCCUCAUCCCUUAAGAGUAUCGUAGAGUAUAACUCGAUAAGUUUGAGAUUUUUAAAUCAGGAGUCGACGUAACGAUCACUACUGUUAAGGAUAUUAUAUAUAUUUUUUGUAGAAACCAAAGACCACACAUAUACACACGCAUACACCCAUCAACACGCACACACAUGCGCGAGUAAAUCCACAAACACAAUGCACGUACAUAUGUCUCACACGCGUACCACCCAUGCACGCAGCACGCACAUCAGGCAUUGAUACACGUAACGCGGAUAGUCGAACGAACGAGCACGUCGCGCAGCGUGCGGCAAAAAGCGUGCCGGUUUUGAGCGGCCUUUCCGCACGGAUAAAUACACGCGUAAUCGCAAGUGGCGUGUACAGGAUCGACGUAGAGUUUCUAAUUAGAAAAGAAAAUCACGAAUUAUAAUAUUUGCGAAAAAUCAAGGAGAUAGCUCUUGAACAAUUUUUGAAAUUUAAAGGUGGCAUUCUCUCUCACCCGAAUAAUUCAUUCAAACGCUCGAUUAAAUUUUUUUUUGUUAAGGUAAGUACGCGAAUCGCAGCAGGAUAUCGAGCACUAUUGUAUGGAGAGCAUUCGUAUUCGUGGUAAUUAGCGCAAGUCGGCGCAUGGACAUUUCCUCGACGGCCCGGCGAUCACGCUCGUUCCUCCGUUCCGUUCGACGCGCUUCCGCUUUGCAGCGGAAGUCGUACUGCUUCCCGCUCGCCGUCGGGCGGAACGCGCCUCGAGAAGAUUAUCACGAAGGCGCAAUUAGCGGCCGGGCGUCGGUGAUUUUUAAUGAGAAAUUACGCUCGCGCGAGAGAGCACGCGCGCGCAGUUUCCCGAUUUAAUAAUCGCGCUAAUCAUUGACGCCUCGGCAGCGGCACGCGCUACCAAUUUCAUGCGUCUCGAAUUAAUUCAGCCAGUCCGCCGCAUAAUAUUGUAGAUCGGAAAUUGCUUGGCGAUACUUAAUCCGACAAUUUCUAGUCACGCACGCGCGCACACACACAUACAUACACACAUGUACACACAAGAUACUCAAGAAAAAAAGUGCGCUAGCGAACAAAAUAUUGCAAUAUGUUUGAGGUAAAUUCAAAGGCAAGUAUCGUCUCUAAUAUUAAACACGUCGAUGUAAAAGACAUAUUUUUUUUUUUUUAUUUCAACUCGUUAGCGUCGAUCCAAAGCGCGCUCGCGAAAUCGAAAUUAUCGAUCCCAGCCAAUUGGCUUAAUUUUCCGAAUCUCUCGCGCGAUGUUCCGUCCGUGUCAAUCGCCUUUCGCCCGAUAAUUAGAUACCGUACUUGCGAGGAUCAAACGUUUUGUCUCCACCGUCUUUUGCUUUACGCUCUUUAGCAACUUAUAUUUUGAUAAAUAAAGGUAAUUAGCGAUCGUACUUAGCGAUUGCAAAUGCAAUCAUUAAAUUGCUAAUCGAAUUAAGGCAAAAAUCGCGAUGUUAUACAAUUAAAACAAUAGGGUGAUACGAAACCGUGCGGGAAGGUAAAAACGUAGAUGCAGAAAAAAAUAUGACGCUGAGAGAUUGCUAUCGUUUCCUUCUUUCGCGCUCUCUAUAAAUCCCGAUGACACAAUAUUCUCAGUUUGGUAUCGCCGAACGGGAGACACAAAGAAAUUUUCAGAAAAGUUCGAGGAGCGAUAUUCAACGCGUGCGAAUACGAAAUGUAUGUUUGCAUCUUGAGUGCAACUAAAUAUCGGCUGGAUGAUUGCGUCCGAUGCUCGGUACGAUUAUCCCGCGAUUGAUUAUUGCGUACUUAUACAUUGUUAUUUUAUUGCUAUUAUUGUAAUGACGCUGAUUAUAUAUAUAAAUUCUUAUUCUAUUUGCUAUUUUCACUAUUUUCAU